This is a messenger RNA of Aspergillus welwitschiae, 1215 nucleotides long. RefSeq lists its product as uncharacterized. NCBI's taxonomy places the organism in Eukaryota, Fungi, Ascomycota, Eurotiomycetes, Eurotiales, Aspergillaceae. The record is from RefSeq and is a predicted model, not a curated record. Bases 1 to 1215 code for a protein of 404 amino acids. The transcript has 13 exons.
AUGUAUCAGAUGCCAGGCUGGGCAAGCCCCAAGCAUACCAGAUCAUUCACCCUGACGGGCGGGACUAAUGACCAUGGAGCUAUGCUUCUGGAUGAUCAUGUUCAGGAUCGCUGCACGCUAAUAGGACCAACGAGCGGCACACAACACCGCCUUUACCAUGGAACACAAUACGAUGUCCAUCGCACUAGGUUUAGCUCCAGGCAAACAUACCGCUCGUAUCUAGGAGGCUGGGACGGUCGGCUUCCUUCGCAUGUCAGGACCCUUCUUCUCAUCUCAUUUGCGCACGUCCAUGUCGAGUACGAAGAUGAGCAUGGAACCGCCUCCUUGGGAACCUUACUAAGAAGCAGUCAGGCUUCCAGAAGAGACACCUCGGCGUCCGAGCGUCUCCAGGCUUCUACUUUGAAUUAUGGGGUGGGGUUGGUGCAAUGCGACGGCGAAUGUGGGGAGCCUUAUGAUCCGGCGAGUGGGAAAACAAUUGAGCUGCGUCUGGAAUGCUGUCAGAGUAAAUUGCCAAUCGCCUUGCAGCAUCAAAUCAAUCGGAGGGUCCUGAUAGCCCGAAAGAAGCCACCAGCAGAGAUUAGCCUGUCAACCCUGGUUCGAAGCGCCGCAGACACGAUAGGUGCUGCUGGUGGAAUGAUGAUAAUGGAUGACCGGUAUCAGACCACAAGUCCGGUUGAUUCUGCCGGAUGCGGAAUCGCAGAUAAGCCCGGUACUGCACCAGAAGGCAUGGCUGAUAUCCACGGUUACUGCAAGGGAGUUUCUCACUACCUUCUAGCUGCGUAUGAUAUGCAGGCGAGAAAAUCAUCUUCUAUCCAGGAACAAUCAAACUUUGAAGGAGUCAAUGACCCGGCUGGCAACACCUGUCCGUUUGGUGUCGACACUAGUUUACUAUCGCCUAAAAGAGACAAAAGCUCGCAUAUUGAAGAUCUACGGGAGUGUGCUUCUGCAUCCCCGGCUGCUCUAACCAGGAUCGACUGGACUAGGAAAGAAGCCAGCCGGAAGGGGUUCCAGGAGAAGCCAACCAUGAGGGGAGCAAUGCACUUUCACAAUCCUGAACAGGUUUUUUGUGGACCCGGCCUGGUCAGCGGAACAGGCGCCAAACGCCUGCCUGCCAUGGCGCCAAUUCAAUCAGUGAUUGGUGGAGUGAUUGCUCAGCUGGGUCACCAGCUCGUUUUGGGUUUAGAUCCGUCACCGGGACACCGUCUCUGUCAAUGA